AAACACCAGGCCCAAUGUCAGACUCCACCCUAGGAGAACUUUUGAACUUGGAUGAAGAGAAGCUGCGUGAGGCUGCGUGUUAUGGUGAUGUUUAUACCCUGGCUGAACUUGUUCGUAAGGGAGUUGAUGUCAACAGCGCAAACGCCGUGAACGGCUGGACUGCACUUCAUUGGGCUUGCCAACGAGGGCACAGCAGUGCAGUAGAGUUCCUGUUGCGCUCAGGAGCUGACCCGAGCUUAGCCAACCACCGCAACCAAACUCCAGCUCAGCUCACCACCUUGCCGCAUAUCAGGACCAAACUUGGCUUUUGUGCCUCAGCUCUCACGCCAUCUUCUCCAACAAAUUCACCAUCUCACCACUACAAUGUUAAUUCUGCUGCAAAUUCACCAAUUACUAAUGGUUAUGUCAACAACACCUCAUCCACUGACCAUGUUAAUAGAAACAUUAGAGAUAUUAAUGACGGCUGUGAGAAUGAAGGGACCAGCAGCAGCGACUCCAUAUAUGGUGGAGGCAGCACCAGAACUGGGACCAGCAGUCGCUCUCUCAGCACACAGUCAUCCAUCACCAGCAACCACAGCACUGGAAACCAUAGUCAGCACAGCACUGGAAACCAAAGCCACCACAGCACUGGAAACCAAAGCCACCACAGCAGUGGAAACCAAAGCCAACACAGCACUGGAAACCAAAGCCAUCACAGCACUGGAAACCAAAGCCAACAAAGUAUUACCGGAAACCAUGGUAUUAAUAGCAAGACUAAGCACAGUGUGAUGAACCAAGGCAUUGUUAACCAUAAAGAUGUAAGUGGUGCAUGCAAUGCAAGCCGCAGUAGCAGGGGCUCUGAAAUUUUAUCCCAUUUCUCCAAUGGCGAAGACAAGAAAUUCUGUGAUCCACGUCAGGCGUCUGGCUCUAUUCAUUCUCCUCCCCCAUUUCCCCCAUCUUUCAGGGCAUCGCCACCCCCUUUUCUUGCGUCACCACCUUCUUCCCCAUCUCCUCCUCCCCAUCUACCGUUUGUUCGCGGGAAUAUCCCCACUGGUUUAGGGGAAGUUAGUGGGUCUGCUCGAUGUACUCCCCCUCCGCUCCCCAAGUCUCCUUCAGAGAUGGACUUAGGGGCUGAGGCUUUGGAUAUUGGAAAUCACCACUCAAAUGGGAUCCAUUCCCCUCUACAUCAUCCUUGUAAUUGGCAGGAUCGCCAGAUUAAUUUGAAUCUCAAGCAGCUUGAUGAUCCGAAAGCUUAUUCUUUUAUUGAAGAAAAGGAACAAAUUUCUCCCAGUCAACCUGAAUACGAAUCUGUUUUUAACAAGAAUAUAGUUCAGUCCAACGACUGGAAGGUUGAUUUUGACGCCAAUUUUACUGCGGAAAAACAAGAUUUUUCGUCCCUAGGACUUGCAGAAAAAAGUCCUAACCACAAUGACAUCCCAGUUGAAAACAAUAACUUUGAGAUUUCUGAGGACCUCGGAGGAAUAGAGUUUAGUGCAGGGAUCUUAAACAAUGAAGAUGAUUUGUACGGUCAAUUUGUUCAAGGCGAACAAGCGUCAUUCACACCUUCGCCUGAAAGUUUCCAGCCUGAAUAUGUUAACUCGGGAAUGGACCAAGUAGAAUUUCCCGAGUCUGAUAUUUCCCAGUUGCCAUCAACUGACUCCAACAUUUUUCAACUUGAUGAAACUGAUACCGGAAUUCGCCAACAUGGAACAUCAGCUCAUGAGAUUCCACAUUUCAAACAGGAAGAUGAAAUCAUCGAUAUCAAUCAUGGGCACCAGAAGAGUGAUGACCAAAAUCAUGAUCAUGUCGAAGUUCAUAUGAAUAAUGUUGAGUCGUCAGCUUUUUCUGAUAUUUUUUGUUCUUCGAGUCUGGUUUUCCCCUCUGGGAAAGAUCCAGAGGAGACGCAAGAUGUGAAUAUUGAUUUAUUUUCCUCCAAUAUUCAUGAAAAUUCACGUGAUGGAACCAAGGAAGAGCUUGCAUCUGAUUGUGAUCCACUCGAUCCAUCCGAUCGUAAUUCAAAUAUGGAAGCUGAAGCUUCUGUUACAGAUGGCAAAAUGGAAAUUCUCUUGCAUAAGAAGUCAUUGUGUGACAAACUUAUUGAAAAGAACGAUGAAACUGCAAUCAAUUUUGAAGAAUCAAUCAUGAAAUCCCAAGAGGAUUGCGAUGUAACUACCACCAAUCUUAUCCGCUUUAGCAGCAACCAAUCUCUAAAUAAUCUCGCAGACAAUCCUUCCGUGUCCACAAUUAGUUUGGGAGGGCAGGCGUUUGAUUCGAUGAUGGAGGAUAACAUGCAGAUUCUCAGUUCUGUUGAUAAAACAAUGGAUCUUCAUGAACUUAUAGAAGAAAAAUUGGAUAUUAAGAGCCCUAAGUCUGCAUCUCCUAGAACUCUGGAUGUUUCUGGACCCGAAGACAUGGAAGAACUACGCCAUGAAAAUGUUGGUGGUACGGAUGGUUAUUCUCAUCCUAAUUCACUCUUCGAGAACGUUAACAAAGUCCCAAUAUAUUGCGGUUCUUUUCUUGAAAAGAAAUCACAAUUACACGAUACUGCAUACAAUGAGAAUCACGAAGAAAUUAAAAUCAAGGGGAUUUCUAAGACCGAUAACAUUGGAAACCAAGCUUCAAAAGAUCAAAACUUGGAAGACAAACCAGUAACGCUGGACAGUGAAAAAUUAGAAAAACUGGACAACAAAGAAAACCACGAAGAAAAAAGAAAUGAACGCAGUACACAAAAUAAUUCCAACAACCAAAAUGAACCAAUAAUUUUUAAUAAUAAAAACAUAGCCACAGACUCGAGUGAACUAUGGCACCACAGGAAAUGUUGUUGUUGUUGCUGCUGUUGCAGGAAUAAUAAUCAUCAUGAAGUGAAAACAAGCGUCAAGAAUGAUGUUGAUAUUAAUGUUGACAGUGUUGAAGCUCCUGCACCUACAUUAAAAAUUGACCGAGCUGUUGCUACGGAUCCUGUCCCGCCCGAGCAGCAUCAGGUCAUGUCAACCCACCUCUACCUCAACCCCCACCACGUACAGCGUGUUAGGAAGCUGCCGAACACGAGGCUGCGGAGCGACGCGUGUGUGUCGCGCCUGACGUCCGGCGCGGAACUGGAGCUCGUCGUGACGGGGCGCCCCGCUGCUGCUGGACGCCCCAACGCGGGUGCCAACGCGGCCUUUGGCGCCCGCCCUAUCCUCUACUAGGACACCAGCGCCCGCCCUAUCCUCUACUAGGACACCAGCGCCCGCCCUAUCCUCUACUAGGACACCGGCGCCCGCCCUAUCCUCUAUUAGGACACCGGCGCCCGCCCUAUCCUCUAUUAGGACACCGGCGCCCGCCCUAUCCUCUACUAGGACAUCAGCGCCCGCCCUAUCCUCUAUUAGGACACCGGCGCCCGCCCUAUCCUCUAUUAGGACACCGGCGCCCGCCCUAUCCUCUACUAGGUUACCUAUCCUCUAUAACUUAUAGUGUUAAAUUUAUCAUGAAUUGUAUUCCAUUUUAUUUCAAAUUCAUUAUUCAAUUUAAAUAUAAAUUUAUAUUUAUAGUGAACUGUAUUACAGGCAUUUAAUCAAUAUACUAUCAGUCCAACUUACUUGAACAUUAAUCUAGCGGCAGUGCAAAUUUGCUUUUGCUAAUUUAUUUAGCACUAAUUUACAUCAUUAACGCUUUCGUUCACUAGCAUCAUGAACGCUCUCUUUCACUAGCGAACGCAAUUUAUUACUAAUAUUAAUUAGUUUUUCCGCAUGAAAAUAGAACAACGAAAAGCCCUUAAUUGUGAUCGUCUAUUGUUUGUAAGUUUUUCUUCGAUUUUUCAGGCCUAUGCUUAGGCUUCAUAUUAAACUUUAGCCAUAUUAUCCAAGUUUAUGCGCACAAAAUUCUAUUCAUAAAAGAUCCCCAUUUGAAUUUUUCUAGAUGGUUUGUUGGCUUUACUGGAAUUUAUUUAAUGAGAAUUUAUCGGUUAAUUAAUAUAGGAAAAGAAGUUUUUUCAGUGUUAACUGCACUGCGAUCUCAUUAAAUAAUGUUUAUCUUUACGCUGGCCAUUGCGAUCUCAUUAGUAAUGUUGAUGUUAAUCAUUUAAUUAGAGGCACAUUUAGUGUGAUGCACAUCGUGACUAGCUAGAGAACCCACUAGUCAUUUUAUCUAGUCAAUAUAUAGUGGUUGAUGCAUAUAAUAUAUAGUUCGUGUAGCUAGAAUAUUCUCAGCUAGUUUAUAGUUAGAAAUUUUGACUGUAGAAUGAAGUUGUGCUAACGUCUAGCUUAGAGUUCAGAAAGUAAGGUGAAGUAUUGCUAAAGUUGAUGUGAAUUUUGGAGGAAAGUUGAGAUUUGGCUAAAAAUUAAGAAGUUGAAGUAAGAUUUGACUGGAAGGAACUUGAACUUCUGGCUGAAACUUGUGACAAGUUUGGCCUAAAGUUGAACUUUUCAUGUUGUUGAUGAACGUGUUAAAGUCUUUAAAUUAUCUCGUCAAAAAUUACCACUGUGGAACUUAGGUAUCAAUUAUCUGUGGGCAUUAAAAAUGUGAACCUUUAUGACAAAUAUGAAAGAAUUUGUUCGUAAAAUCGGCUUUGGAUCCGUUCUAAAUUUUGUAAUAUCUUCAUUUUUCUUCAAUAAGGGCAACCGGAAACAGCUUUCAGUGUGUUAAGUCAAUGAACUUACGACCGCGGGUUCCUUGACAGUAUAUGUUAAUUUUUUUAGUAUAUAUAGUUGUCUUCGGUGUACUCAGUUCUUAAUAAGUGUAUAUUGUUAUAGCAUAUAGCUGUAUACCUGGGUUAAUUAUCUGUGUAGUGAGAGCGAAUAGUUUAAUUCACACACGCUUGACGUCACCUGCACAUCAAAAUUUUAUUCAGACCUUUAUUUAGAAUUGAUAUUUAAAUGAGUAGUUAAGUUGAUAUAUUCAGGUUUAAACACUCGUUUCAUUUAUUGACGCUUAUUGUAAUUUAAUAAUUUGUUAAAGGCUUAAAAAUGCUGCCGCACUGAUGACACGUUGAUAUCAGCAUUAUUAUUUGUAUUGUUG
Hyalella azteca is the source of this 4974-nucleotide messenger RNA. Its product is annotated as probable cyclin-dependent serine/threonine-protein kinase DDB_G0292550. Gene Ontology annotation, molecular function: protein binding. The record is from RefSeq and is a predicted model, not a curated record. Bases 15 to 3167 code for a protein of 1050 amino acids. The transcript has 6 exons. Lineage: Eukaryota; Metazoa; Arthropoda; Malacostraca; Amphipoda; Hyalellidae.